CGACCCAAGGUAUAUGUUCAGUGGUGCCAUCUGUGCAAAAUUUGAUUAAAAAUCUUUUACUUUACACAAACACAUGCAUAUAAUACUAAUGAUUCCUGUUGUGUUUUACAAUAAAUAAAUAAUGUCGAAUUUUGGAAAAUCUCAAUUAAUGAAAUAUGGUUGGACCGAAGGCAAAGGCUUAGGAAAAGAAGAAAACGGAAUCGCACAACCAAUCAAGCCAAAAUUAAAAUUUGACUUGAAAGGAGUUGGACACAAAAGCAUUGAUGAUAAUUGGUGGCAAUCCGUUUACAACAAAGCUUCUCAAAAUGUCUCGGUUGACAAAGAUUUUUCUGGUGUUUCUGUAAAUAUAAUUGAUAAAAGUGCAAAAAUAUUUUCCAAAAAUGAAGAUUUAGUUGAAAUACAAAAAAAACACAAUUCUGGCUAUAAGGAAUUUAUAAAAACAUCAACAUUAAAAGAUGGUCUAAAUGUUCAAGAAAUUAAUGAAAAAAGUGCAACUGAUACUAAAUUACAAAUUGGAUUUGACAGUUUAAUGAUCAGCGACGAAGAAUUAUUCAAAGCUUGUGGCGGAAGAACAGCUCAUAAAGGCGCUAGGCAUGGUUUAAAUUUAAGUGGUAAACUUGCCAGAAUUGCGAAACAAGAAGAAGAAUUAUCACUGACAUCCAUUGUCGCAUCAGAUAAUAAUAAUAAAAAAAAAACUAGAACCAAGAAAAAAAUUAUCGAUAAAGAAAAAUUUGUAAAAGAUGAAAGCAUCGCAAAAACGUCGUCAGUUGUAUUAACAAAAAAGGAGGAAAAGAAAGAGAAGAAGAGAAAAAGAAAAGAAAUUGUUGAAAGUGAGGAAGAUGUCGAUGAUGAUAAACAAGAAAUUGCACAUUUAAUGAAUAAUUCCAAAAGUUCUAAAUGUCAAUUAACGAAAAGUCAAAGAAAAACGUGUAGAAGGAAAAUAAAUAGUUUAGUUGAAUUGUUGGAUAAAAAUUUUUCCCUUGAAGAGAGUGAAAAGAAUGAAAUUUGUAAUAAAAAAGAGGGAACGAGGAAGAAAAAAAAGAUUGAGGAUAAUGAUAAUGAUUUAGUUUUACAAACUUCUUUUCCACUAUUUCGUGAAGAUGAAGAUUUUUUAACAACAUUUAAGGAUCUCACAUUUAAACGUUAUGAAGAACAAAAUCCUACGAAAUUCUAUCGAAAUAUUCACAACAAAAAAAGAGAUGAAAAAGUAAAAAAAAUGGAUGAAUUGAGUGAUGUUCUUAAUGACAUGUGUACCCUUGAUGAAGCAAAAAAAGAGAAAAGUAAGAAAAAAAGAGCAAAAAAAUAUUCCGUAAUAGAUUUUGAUGAACAUAUAUCAAAAAUUGAUGCAAACAAAUUGAAUAGUAAAAUACAGAAAAAGAAGUUAAAAAGAAAAAUAAAAACAAAAAUUUGUGAAGCAAGAGAUAAAACGAUACGCAAGAUUAAAAACUACAAUUUAUAAAUGUACAUUGUAUAAAUAUUACUAUAAAUACAUUUUAUAUUCAUAGA
Molecule: messenger RNA, 1506 nt
Organism: Leptopilina boulardi
Lineage: Eukaryota; Metazoa; Arthropoda; Insecta; Hymenoptera; Figitidae
Product: G patch domain-containing protein 4
Exons: 2
Coding region: 122-1459 (445 amino acids)
Biological process (GO): regulation of ribosome biogenesis
Cellular component (GO): nucleolus
Molecular function (GO): nucleic acid binding
Source: RefSeq, a predicted model, not a curated record